AAACGACUCUCACAGCGGUGAGUUGUGUGCAUUGAUUUAACUAUUUUGUCGUGUGUGUUUGCUAAGAUUCUGUGUGGAUUGGACAAUUAUAAUUACGAGUUAAACAUGGCAACAUCAGUCCUACAACCUGCUGAAUGUCGUCGUGACCCAAAACUUGACCAUCCCUCUCUCAGGCUCUCUGAAGAUGAGCGCCAAGCUAUUCUGGAAGCUAAGGAAAGGGAAACAGGGGAACUACCUCCUGAGCUUCGUGAAAGGGCCAGGGUAGAGAUAAGGGAAGAAUCUGCGUUAAGGGAGGAGGCUCUCGCGCAAAUGAGGCAUUUUAUUGAGAAGCAUCCAGCGAUUAAGAAGUGUAGAACUGAUACCCCCUUCCUACUGAGAUUCCUACGUACCAAGAAAUUCUCAAUACCACAAGCCUGUUCCAUGCUCGAGCGCUACCUGACAAUACGCCAAAUGUAUCCCCAGUGGUUCCAGAAGUUAGAUCCAUUGGACCCUAAGUUGGCGGCAGUUAUAGAUGCUGGCUACCUGGUGCCUUUACCCAAAAGAGAUUCAGAAGGGAGACGGGUCGUGCUUUCUUGUAUGGGUCGAUUUGAUCCUUACGGAUAUGACAGUUGUGUGAUGGCGCGAAUCCAUUCUAUGAUCGUUGAGUUGCUUUUGGAUGAGCCUCGAUCUCAACUCCUUGGAUACACACAUGUGAACGACGAGGCUGGUAUGCAGAUGCCCCACGUGUCAUUAUGGUCACUAAGUGAUGUCAAAGUCAUGCUCAAUUGUAUACAGAACUCUACCCCAAUGCGCCACAAAUGCACGCAUUUCGUCAAUAUUCCCCACUAUGGUGUCAAAUUCUUCGAGUUUGCGGUUUCUUUAUUGAGCGACAAAUUAAAAGAUCGUGUUAUGUUUCACCGGAAUACCGACGAUUUGAACAAGCAUGUUGAUGCCUCAAUACUGCCCAAGGAGUACGGAGGCACCGUUCCUUUGAAAGACAUGAUCGAAGAACUAAAACGCAAGUUACUGAAGCAUAGAGAAGACUUACUUGCACUUGAUGACUUGUGUAUAGAUUUACAUGCAUUAGGAAAAAAUGAUUUGACACAAGAUAUACAUUCUACUGCUGGUUCUUUUCGAAAACUUGAAUUAGACUAGGUUUUUAUCUCUUAAAAUGCCUACUUAUUCGUAUAUAAAUUGGGUGGUAUUAGUCUACUUAUGUCUAUGAAAUAAAUAUUUUAGUUGUUUUAUGUUCAGCACCUAAUUUAGAUAUGUUUUGAUAUUUAUAGUGUUUAAAAGCAGGCUUUAACGAAAUAUAAUAUAUAUUUAUAAUAAUUAACAAUGAAUCCUUGUGAUAUUAUUUGAAAUUUUAACUGAAACAUCGACUUCUUAGUAAUGUAAGUUUAAGUAUGAUAAUCAAUAUAAAAACAAAACAAUUGUUUUACUUAACAUAAAAAUAUAUAAAACAGUUAACUUGCCAGCUGCAUUCAUUGUGAAAUAUUUAUAUAUUCGUUCAAGUUUACGAAAUUAACAUUCAGAAUAAAUAUAGACCCAUUUAGAUCAGGUUUAGAUCUCACUUUAUAAAAUUAAGUUGUAAUAUUGUAAAAUCAUAAAGCAAAUUGAAAAAAAAAAUUGGUUGACUAUGGUAUAUACGCGUUAAUUUAACGAAUAGUUUGUAUUAUUUUGUUAAAUUCACAACAUAAUGUAUUAACAUAUAACUAAGUUUUUUUUUAUAAAGGGGAAAUGGUAGCCCUCGGUGGAGUCACGUUACCACUAAUGGAUUACAAAAAGGAACGAGGAAAUUUUAUUUUGAUGACAAUGAUUAUAUGAUAUUUCAUAAAUAUUGUUAAUGCAUAAUCUAUGCAGUAUUCUAUUUUCUACGUUUGAAGUUCUCUAUUACAAGUUUUAGUUAUUUUUAAGUUAAUUUUGUUUGAAUA
Molecule: messenger RNA, 1913 nt
Organism: Pieris brassicae (large cabbage white)
Lineage: Eukaryota; Metazoa; Arthropoda; Insecta; Lepidoptera; Pieridae
Product: retinaldehyde-binding protein 1-like
Exons: 6
Coding region: 106-1134 (342 amino acids)
Cellular component (GO): membrane
Molecular function (GO): phosphatidylinositol bisphosphate binding
Source: RefSeq, a predicted model, not a curated record